This is a messenger RNA of Phaedon cochleariae (mustard beetle), 4232 nucleotides long. The record is from the annotation of a GenBank genome assembly. NCBI's taxonomy places the organism in Eukaryota, Metazoa, Arthropoda, Insecta, Coleoptera, Chrysomelidae.
UUCCAAUGCAAUAAUCAAAUAAUAAGAUCUUAUAAAAUAGUAGGUAGCUGAUAUUCAAAAUUUCAUUCAAUUGUUUCAGUGAUUUUGACAUUGACGACAGUGUCAACGUGGUCAAAAGAGAAUGAUCACAGAUAUUAGAUUGUGAUCAUUCGAUACAUUGACUCGGUACUUGGUCUGCAUCAACCAAAUUCAAAAUGGAUGUGACUAAACAUGUAGAUAAUCCCAAUCCUAGGGAUAAAGCUAAUUUCCUGUCAGUACUAUUUUUCAGUUACACUAUCCCCAUAUUCCGGAAGGGGAUGCGAAAGACAUUAGAGGUAGAUGAUUUAUAUAACCCUUUGCGCAAAGACAGAAGUCGAUUACUAGGAGAUGCCCUAGAACGCAACUGGGAGAAAGAAAUCUCCAAACCGAACUACGAUCCGAAAACCUCCAGAGCCCUCCUGCUAGCUGUAAUCCGCACCUUUUGGACGGAGUACCUCUUUAUGGGGGUACUCGUCGGCUUUGGCGAUCUGUUCGUUCGCACCACGCAGCCCUUAUUGCUGGGCAUGCUGCUCAACUAUUACAAUCCAGAGAGCGAUACCACCAAAACAGAUGCCCUGUACUACGCUGGCGGUAUCGUGCUAUGCAACAUCACGGUCACUGUCAUCAUGUCGCAGUACUUUAUCAAUUGUAUGCACGCUGGGAUGAGGGUCAGGACUGCCGUUUGUGCCUUGAUGUACAGGAAAUCGGUGAAAUUGAGCAAAACCGCUCUAGGCGAUUCCCCACCAGGCAAAGUCGUGAAUCUCCUGUCCAAUGACGUCAACAGAUUCGAUAUGGCCUCGAUGAUGAUCCACCAACUCUGGAUAGGACCGAUUUCUGCAGCCAUCGUCAUGUACUAUCUAUAUCUAAACGCAGGGCUGCCCGGGAUAGCUGGAAUAGCCGUCAUCAUAGUCAUGAGUCCGUUGCAAGCGUACGGUGGGAAACUGGCAGCCAAAUUCAGGAAGCAAACAGCCCUAAAAACCGACGAGCGAAUUAGGCUGAUGGACGAAGUCAUUUGCGGCAUCCAAGUGAUCAAAAUGUACGCGUGGGAGAUACCCUUCAACAAGCUGGUCGGGCUGGCCAGAAGGGCCGAAACGAAGAUCAUCAAGAAAGGAUCGUAUGCGAGGGCUUUCUUCAUGGCGAUGGGGAUGUUCACCACCAGGCUGGCUCUUUUCGCUACGCUCAUCACGAUUUCUUUGUCUGGACAGGAGAUAACGGCUGCCAAAGUGUUCGUCCUGAUGUCGUACUUCAACAUGCUCUCGAUGACCUUGACCGCCCUCUUCGUGCGAGGCGUCACCGAAGUAGCGGAGCUCUUCAUCUCUUUGCGCAGACUCCAAAUGUUCUUGGCCAACGAGGAAUACGAGUACGACCGAGCCGGAGAAUCGCACGCCUUCGAUUCCGGCAAUGAUGGCAAAGAGGCGGUCAAAUUGAAGAAUUUGAGCGCCAAAUGGAACAAAGCGAGCAGCGACGAUGUGCUGCACAAUAUCGAUUUGAAGGCGAACAGAGGGAAGCUGAUUGGGGUGAUUGGACCGGUCGGGUCAGGCAAGAGUUCGCUCCUGCAAACGCUAUUAGGUGAACUGGAAAUCUCUGAUGGCACCAUGAACAUCUCUGGAAGGUUCUCUUACGCCUCCCAAGAGCCGUGGGUCUUCUCUUCUACCAUUCGUCAGAACAUAGUUUUCGGAGCGGAAUUCGACAAAAAACGAUACAAAGAGGUUAUACGCGUCUGCGCAUUGGAAAGAGACUUCGCCCAAUUCCCCAACCGAGACCACACCAUCGUGGGCGAUAAGGGCGCCUCGCUCAGCGGCGGCCAGAAAGCCAGGAUCAAUCUGGCCAGGGCCGUGUACAGGGACAUGGACAUCUAUCUGUUGGACGAUCCGCUGUCCGCCGUGGACAUCCACGUGUCCAAGACGCUGUACGAGGAGUGCAUCAACGGCUUCUUGGCGGGGAAAACGAGGAUUCUGGUCACGCAUCAGGUGCACUAUUUGAAGAACGCCGACAACAUCAUCAUUUUGAAUAACGGUCGUAUUGAGAAAGAAGGAAGCUUCAACGAUCUUUCUAAUAGUGAUAAUCUGUAUGCCAAAUUACUAACCACCGAACCCGAACCUGUAUCAGUGAAAGAGGAAAUAACCAGGAAGGAGAGCAUCAAAUAUUCCAGGCAAAUAUCAAAAAGGAGUCGAAAAUCCUCAACGACCAGCAUAAUCAGCGCCAGGACCAUCGUAGACGGCGUGAUCCCGGACGAAAUCGAGGAAGAAGACGACGACGACGACGAAGAAGAAAACAUCAAAAUGAAAGACGUGCAAGAAGAGAGCUCCAAGGGCAAAGUGGUCGGUUCUCUUCUGCUGAAGUACAUGCGAUCUGGCGCCAGCGCUUGCAACGUUGCAUUGGUUCUCUUCCUGUUCGGUUUUGCACAAGUAGCUGCCAGCUCUGUGGAUUGGUUCAUCAGUUUGUGGACCAAUAUCGAGGAGUACAGAGAGCUGAAGAGCUCGAAUGCGACGGUGGCGGACAAUUGGUAUCCGGAUUUUUCCACCGAGGUGUGUUUGUACAUCUACGGGGGGCUGAUCAUGACUUUGCUGACUGCUCAACUUUCCAGAUCAUUUUCUUUCUAUUCCUUGGCCACUGUUUGUUCCAUGAAGUUGCACGAAUAUCUUUUCCAAGGAAUCAUAGGAGCCACCAUGCGAUUUUUCGAUACGAAUCCCAGCGGCAGGAUUCUCAACAGGUUCUCCAAAGAUAUAGGUUUUGUCGAUGAAAUGGUGCCUAGAACUCUGUUGGACGCAGGACAAAUGAUUCUUCAAAUGAUCGGGUCUUUGGUUCUAGUGACAUCAGUAAAUCCAUAUCUCUUAAUCUUGAUUUUGAUCCUUGCUAUUACCUUCUGGUUCAUAAGGCACAUUUACCUAAAAUCCUCCAAGAACUUGAAACGAUUGGAAGGAAUGAUGAGAAGUCCAGUUUUUACGCAUUUGGGUGCCACCCUGCAAGGACUGAGUACCAUAAGGGCCUUCAGGGCGGAAGACAUUCUGAUUGCGGAAUUCGAUAAUUAUCAAGACUAUUCCACGGGCGCGUGGUUCAUGAGCAUAUCGGCCGGUUCAGCUUUUGGAUUUUCUCUCGAUGUGGGCUGUUCCAUCUUCAUUGCUCUUGUCACCUUCAGCUUCAUCGUUUUUGAUAAAGAAUUGGGUAUAACGGCCGGUAGCGUCGGCCUAGCCAUGUCCCAGGCGAACCAGCUCAGCGGCAUGGUGCAAUUCGCCAUGCGUAUGACCGCCAACAUAGCCAAUCAGCUGAUGUCCGUCGAGCGGAUAGUCGAGUACAAGGAGCUGCCCCCUGAACCGCAGCCCAUUGUGCCUGCCCAGCCUCCGAAGGGCUGGCCGCACCAGGGGCAGAUCACCUUCGGCGACAUGUCGAUGAGCUAUUUCGAGGGCGGACCUCGGGUGCUCAAGAAUUUGUCGUUCAAGAUCAGGGAGAACGAAAAGGUGGGCAUAGUGGGCCGAACAGGUGCCGGAAAAUCCUCCCUCAUAGGCGCCAUCUUCCGCCUGACCAACGUCGAAGGCCUCAUCGAGAUCGACGGCCUCAACACCAAGGACCUCCAGCUCAGAGACCUCCGAUCCAAAAUCACCAUCAUCCCUCAGGACCCUGUCCUGUUCUCGGGCACCCUCCGAUACAACCUCGAUCCGUUCGAGGAGUUCACCGACGAGCAACUGUACAGGGCGAUCGACGAGGUCGAGCUCAAGGACCCGGCCAACGUGAUCAAUCGCUUGGAGAACAGAGUGAUGGACAGAGGGUCGAAUUACAGCGUGGGGCAGAGGCAGCUCAUUUGUCUGGCCAGGGCUAUUAUAAGGAAUAACAAGAUUCUCAUGUUGGACGAAGCCACCGCCAAUGUCGAUCCACAGACUGACGGCCUUAUCCAGAAGACCAUAAGAACCAAAUUCGCGGAUUGCACGGUGUUGACGGUGGCCCACCGUUUGAACACCAUCAUGGAUUCCGAUAGAGUGCUCGUCAUCGAGCAAGGAGAAGUAGCAGAAUUCGACCAUCCGCACGUCCUGCUCCAAAACGAGACCGGCAUCUUUUGCAAAAUGGUCGACGACACUGGCGCGAGUCUGUCGGAACAGCUGCGUCGGAUAGCCAGAGACAAUUACACACAAACUAGGAUGCUGGCAGAGUGAAGGUUAUUCUCAUUAUUUGUUUGUUAGGUGAUUUUUUUAAUAUAAAAUAAGAAUUAUUUUUGCGUG